AUGGCACCCGCACAAUCUGCCAACGCCCAACACAUCCUCCGCCUCUUCCCCGAAAUCAACACCUCCCUCGCAACCCAAACCCGCUCCGCAACCCAAGACCACGACGACAUGAAAGGUUACGACGAGGAACAGAUCCGCCUGAUGGAUGAAGUCUGUAUAGUCCUCGACGACCAAGACCAACCCAUCGGCAGCGCCAGCAAAAAAGUCUGCCACCUCAUGGAGAACAUCAAUCGUGGCCUCCUCCACCGCGCCUUCUCCUGCUUCCUCUUCGAUAGCCAGAACCGAUUACUUCUCCAACAAAGAGCGAGCGAAAAGAUCACAUUCCCUGAUAUGUGGACCAACACAUGCUGUUCGCAUCCUCUCGGUAUACCAGGAGAAACAGGCGCCACCCUCUCUGCCGCGAUCUCCGGCGUCAAAAGAGCCGCGAUACGGAAACUCGAUCACGAACUCGGCAUCAAAGCCACCCAAGUCCCUUAUGAGAAAUUCGAUUUCUUGACAAGAAUACAUUACAAAGCGCCCAGCGACGGGAAAUGGGGCGAGCACGAAAUCGACUACAUCCUCUUCAUCAAAACCGACGUGGAUCUGGAUGUCAACCCGAAUGAGGUGUCAGAUACGAGAUAUGUAUCCCAAAGCGAACUGAGGCGGAUGUUGAAGGAUGAGUCGUUGAAGUUUACCCCGUGGUUUAAGUUGAUAUGUCAGAGUAUGAUUUUUGAGUGGUGGGAUCAUUUGGAUGGUGGGUUGGGGAAGUAUAUGGAGGAGAGGGAGAUAAGGCGGAUGUAG
Molecule: messenger RNA, 780 nt
Organism: Recurvomyces mirabilis
Lineage: Eukaryota; Fungi; Ascomycota; Dothideomycetes; Mycosphaerellales; Teratosphaeriaceae
Gene: IDI1
Product: isopentenyl-diphosphate delta-isomerase idi1
Exons: 1
Coding region: 1-780 (259 amino acids)
Biological process (GO): isopentenyl diphosphate biosynthetic process; isoprenoid biosynthetic process
Cellular component (GO): cytoplasm
Molecular function (GO): isopentenyl-diphosphate delta-isomerase activity
Source: RefSeq, a predicted model, not a curated record